Olea europaea var. sylvestris is the source of this 1759-nucleotide messenger RNA. RefSeq names its product probable serine/threonine-protein kinase PBL9. The coding region runs from base 1 to 1521 and encodes 506 amino acids. Gene Ontology annotation, molecular function: protein kinase activity; ATP binding. NCBI's taxonomy places the organism in Eukaryota, Viridiplantae, Streptophyta, Magnoliopsida, Lamiales, Oleaceae. The transcript is spliced from 8 exons. Gene Ontology annotation, biological process: protein phosphorylation. The record is from RefSeq and is a predicted model, not a curated record.
AUGCUAGAGGAUAAUGCUCGCUGUGAACACAAGAAUUUCUUGCCCAUAAAGGUCUGUCCAAACUGCCAAUUAUCUGGUGCCACGUUCAUGGAGGUGCAUGACCGAUGGUCACCGGACGUAACUCUAAAGGACAAAGCCUGGCCUGUAGAAGUCCCGUCAAUUGGACCCUUAAUCAAUAUGAACCUAUGGAUAUAUGAGCAGCAAAUGAAAUUACAGUUCAUGUCCUCUGCAUUUGCUGAGUUAAGGGUAUUUUUUCUUAAUUUCCUACUGAACCUGCAAGAAAGAACAAUAUAUGACACUGUCAGUUCUUGUCUCCUGCCAAACUGGAUAAUAUGUGUAGGUGCUAUUUCAUGUAAAAAUGUGAGCGGAAAUGGGACAGAAUUAAGUAAAUCAGGCAGCAAGGCCUCGUCCAUACCCUCGACUCCUUGGAGUGAGGGUGAGAUCUUGCAGUCCUCCAACUUGAAAAGCUUCACUUUCAGUGAUCUUAAAGCAGCCACAAGAAACUUUCGCCCCGACAGUGUAUUAGGGGAAGGGGGUUUUGGUUCUGUUUACAAAGGAUGGGUUGACGAACACUCACUUGCAGCAUCAAAGCCUGGGGCUGGGAUCGUUAUAGCUGUUAAGAGGCUAAACCAAGAAGGGUGGCAGGGUCACAAGGAAUGGUUGGCAGAAAUUAACUAUCUUGGGCAGCUUCGCCAUUCUAAUCUUGUGAAAUUAAUUGGUUACUGUUUAGAGGAUGACCACAGAGUUUUGGUUUAUGAGUUCAUGCCCAAGGGUAGCAUGGAGAAUCAUCUAUUCAGGAGAGGUUCUUACUUCCAGCCACUUUCCUGGAGCCUAAGAAUGAGAAUUGCUCUAGGUGCUGCAAGAGGACUUGCCUUUCUUCACAGUGCUGAGGCAAAAGUAAUAUAUCGAGACUUCAAAACUUCCAAUAUCUUGCUUGAUUCGAACUACAAUGCAAAACUUUCUGAUUUUGGGUUAGCGAGGGAUGGGCCAACUGGUGAUAAGAGUCACGUCUCAACUCGAGUUUUGGGAACUUAUGGAUACGCUGCUCCUGAGUAUCUAUCCACAGGCCAUUUAACUGUCAGGAGUGAUGUAUACAGCUUUGGAGUGGUACUUUUAGAAAUUCUGUCUGGUAAGAAAGCAAUAGACAAGAAUCGUCCAUCGGGGGAGCACAAUCUGGUUGAAUGGGCAAAACCUUAUCUUGUUAACAAACGUAGAAUGUUGCGCAUUCUUGAUUCCCGUCUUGAAGGCCAGUACUCUACGGAUCAAGCCUUAAAGGCAGCUACCGUUGCGCUUCAAUGCUUAUGCACGGAACCCAAGUUGAGGCCAAAAAUGAUCGAGGUCGUAACUGCUUUAGAACAGGUUCAAGAGUCGAAGAACACUUCAAAAAUUGAUCAGAACUGUCACAUAUCAAAUCAACACAGCCAACAUCACAAGGGACAUAGGUCACACCGAAGCAGUGCUGAAGAAACUCGUGGAGUAACGGCUUAUCCCAGACCUGCAGCUUCCCCACUUUACGCGUAAGAGAAGAAAGAGAGGCAUGGCAUAAUCUUAUUUGGUUUAGCAUAAACUUCUUUCUGGUUAACUAUAUUUUGAAAGGUAUGUACAGUUUUUAUUGUGGCUAUAUGCUUUUGUACUCGAUAGGACAGGAUGGCGUUCUGAUUUAUCAUCAGCUUGCUGCUGGAAAUGUUGUAGGAUGCUUUUAGCAUGGAAAUCAAAAUUUUGUCAAAAAUAUUUAAUGCUUUAUGUUUUUGAGGAUGUC